AUGGGUGACUGUCGCGGAGGUCACUUCAAUUUGGAUAUAAAUAUGAUUGCAGCUGUUCUUGUACCAUAUAUUGAAAAAACACCAAGGUAUCCCAUCAAAGAUUGUCAAACACUCAUUCUUAAUAAAUACCACAAAAUAGUAAGUUGUUGUAAGGCUUAUCUUGGACGAAAGCGCGCCUUUGAACUAGUCUAUGAAAAUUGGGAGGGCUCCUUUCAUGAAUUGUCAAGGUUCAUGGCAGCUAUGAAACAUUUCAAUUCCGUCUUCAUUGAUGAAUGGCGAUUCGAACAACAUGAGGGAUUUGAUGAACGUAUUUUCAAUUAUGUGUUUUGGACGUUUAAGCCAUGUGUCGACGAUUUUCGUUGUUGUCGGCCAGUGAUAUCAAUAGAUGGAACACAUGUAUAUGGUAAGUAUGAUAUUAAAUUAUUAAUUAUAGUAGGUACAGACGGAAAUGGAUUCAUAUUUCCAUUAGCUUUUGUCGUAGUAGCGAAUGACAGCCUUGAUACAUGGACUAAAUUUUUGUAUGAUUUGCAUGAGUAUGUUGUGUGUGAUCGUCAAGGUAUUACCUUGAUAUCUGACAGACAUCAUGGCAUUCUUGGAAGUGUCUCGAUAGAGCAUAAUUGGCAAUCUCCUUUUUCCUAUCACCGCUACUGUUUAAGGCACUUGAAAGCAAAUUAUCAGAGAGCGUACAAAAGUGUUCGACUAAACAACCUCUUAUGGGCAGCUGCAACUUCUACCCAAGAGAAAAAAAUCUUGUUACGAAUGGAGUUGAUAAAAGAGACUCACUUGCUAGCAUAUGAGUGGUUGACGAAUAUUGAAUUAGAAAAAUGGACCUUGCACAAAGAUGACGGUACGAGAUGGGGUAUGCUAACAACAAAUAGCUCCGAGUCAUUCAAUGGUUUGUUGAAGUCGGCUAGGGGACUGUCAGUGACUACAAUGGUCAAAAUAUAUUACAAUAUGAUUGUGGAUCAUUUUGUUCAAAGAUCAAAGUAUGCAAAACAACUAUUGAUUGACAAACAAGAAUGGAUGCCAAAUCCUUUCAAAAAAUUUGAGGAAUAUAGGAAAAAGGCAUCGAUGCAUAGUAUUCAAAAUUAUCUUGUGACAGAUAACAUAUUCGAAAUCAGGACAUUCAACUCCCACCAUGGAAAGGGUGGUAAUAAACAAAUUGUUAAUGAGACGCAAAGAUCAUGUACGUGCGGACAUGAUAAGCGUAAUUGUCCAUCAAAAGAGCGUAAUGCACAUAGAGCAGAAAGUACUCCAGGUGGUGCUAGUACUUCUAGGAGAUGA
Messenger RNA from Capsicum annuum, 1284 nucleotides. RefSeq lists its product as uncharacterized. Bases 1 to 1284 code for a protein of 427 amino acids. NCBI's taxonomy places the organism in Eukaryota, Viridiplantae, Streptophyta, Magnoliopsida, Solanales, Solanaceae. The transcript is spliced from 3 exons. The record is from RefSeq and is a predicted model, not a curated record.